GGCGAGCAAGUAGUAGAGAGACGAAAACAGCCGAAGUCGCUCAAUUGUACACACUACUUCUGGAUGUUGAGACAAGCUACUGAUUUAAAUUAAAUACACCUGCGCUACAGUUAGGAUUAUAGUACAUCGGUGAUCGCGAGUGAUCUGUUUUGUUAUAAUUUUCGAAAAAAAAUAUUACAAAGGAUCUAAGGAAUUUUUGAGGAUAUAUUUAUCAAACGAGAUACGUGUAUCAUUGCGUUUGAAAAAGGCUGUAUUGUGAAGUAAAUCGUAGUGUACCGACAAAUUGUGUUAUAUGGAUUUGCUUAUUCAAGUGUCUUUUUUCUUUGAAAAUCCCGAGGAAUUGCGGUCAUACUGUGAACAAUAUUACGUGUUUUUACAACGUGAAUAGUAAAAUGCUUAAUUUGACAUAAUUAUGUGAAUUUGAAAAAUGUGAUUUUAAUUAUUUUAUAUUAAAGUUUAAAAGAGUGAUUUUAGGUUUUUAAAGUUUAACCCUUUAAUUAUUUCGUUGAAAAAAGACGGGAAAAUACUUCGCUAAAAUGGGCGGUCUUGCCCGACGGACGGUUUGGAUAUACAUGUGUGUUGGUGUGCUCACUUUAGGGCUCGUGGAUUUAGUACGAGCAGGGUCGUGCCCUCGUGAAUGCUCGUGCACGAAAAGCAGAAUGGACUGCUCAUUUAAGAAGCUUCGACAUGUACCAUAUCCCAUACCAACUAGCAUUAGAAAAUUGGAUUUGCAAGGGAACGAAAUCUCAACAAUAAAAUCAACAGACUUUAAGGGCCUUACUCGGUUACGGAGCCUGAACAUCAUGAAAAAUCAAAUUCAAACCAUAGAAAAGGGCGCCUUUGACGACCUUAGUGCAAUGAAAAGAUUGUGAGUACCGAUAUCUAAAUAUUUGACUUCUUUUAAGUUUCGGAAAACAUACCAAGACCUCCA
Messenger RNA from Dreissena polymorpha, 931 nucleotides. RefSeq names its product slit homolog 2 protein-like. Bases 537 to 872 code for a protein of 111 amino acids. NCBI's taxonomy places the organism in Eukaryota, Metazoa, Mollusca, Bivalvia, Myida, Dreissenidae. The record is from RefSeq and is a predicted model, not a curated record. The transcript has 3 exons. Gene Ontology annotation, molecular function: protein binding.